Molecule: messenger RNA, 3750 nt
Organism: Acanthaster planci (crown-of-thorns starfish)
Lineage: Eukaryota; Metazoa; Echinodermata; Asteroidea; Valvatida; Acanthasteridae
Gene: hrh2
Product: histamine receptor H2
Biological process (GO): positive regulation of MAPK cascade; adenylate cyclase-activating adrenergic receptor signaling pathway
Cellular component (GO): plasma membrane
Molecular function (GO): adrenergic receptor activity
Source: RefSeq, a predicted model, not a curated record
ACAGCUGUGCUGUGAGCAUCGACGACGCAGUGCGCCCUCAUUCACCUCUCACAUCACAGACAUGUCUGUGGCGCAUUAUGGACUGUUUUGUCAGCCGCCCCUAGCCUUGUUCUAAAGCGCCAGAGCAAUGGGCGGUCCGUUCACUUGGCCCGGUGAGUCUCGUGCUACAUGGUCCAGCUUCCCGCUAAAGCAAAAACUGUCGGCCGAGGAUUGGACAGUAAGAUGAACUUGGAAUAAUUUGAUCGUUUAAGGAUUUGUAGGACUUGUCUCUUCUCUUUGAUCGGAUCGACGAAGGUAACGCAAGCUUUCAGCUGGGAAAUAAAGCAGACGUGAAUACAAUAAAUAACGAUUGUCUCGAUUGUGCCGACGAUGGAAAAGACAUAACGUCAAAACCACGUGGUCUUGAAUCACUGCAGUUAUUUCGGUUCAUCGCAUGAGAACAGACAUCAAAGAUGACCGGGAGUCCACUAGGCGUUCAUAAUGCCAGACAUGAAGGCACACCAACACCAUUGAAGGUCCUCUGUUCGACGAUGCAGGGCACGUACAGUGAUCUGACUGAAUGGUGGAAAAGCAACAUGGUGCGGGUAGGCUCCACAUGAGUCACAAAAGUACAUACACCGCCGUUAACAUUUAUGACUACUCUCAAUGACGUGAGAUUGUUUCUUGUGCAACUACUUUUAAGUGCGGUCUCAACCUUGUACGUGCUGACGAAGGGGGGAAAUACAAGACAGUUGUCUGCAAAAGAGAAAUAGAUUCUUCAUAAGAGUGGAUAAGUCGGAAUUCACCAGGAAUGCAUUGGGAUGCAAGCAUAUAGCUUUAGUGGUCUUUCAAACGAGAAAGCAAGCCAAUUCAAAUGUAUCAACGAAAACAUCUGCGCUGAACCUGCAGUGCCGUUUUUGUGCGGAGUGUAUGUAAAUAUUUCAGACAGAGAAUCACACCAUCGUAUGUAAGAUGGUGAAGUACAGCGAGAAUCAUGUCCAUUCAUGCUACUCGACCACCGUCUAUGUGGUCAACUCUUCGGGGGUAACGCCAGGCAAAGACAUUGAUGAUAACCCACUGUUCAACGGCCGCUCCGUGCCUGUGUUGAUACUGAUAGGCAUCAUACUGUUCUUCAUUAUCGUCAUGACCAUUGUGGGUAACAUAUUCGUCAUUUUGGCGCCCUCGGUGAACCGUCGUCUGCGCAGCGUGACGGGGCUCUUCAUCGUAUCCCUGGCUGUUGCCGAUCUCCUUCUGGGAAUAGUCGUUUUACCCUUUAGCGCCAUUUUCGAGGUCUGGCGCUGCUGGCCGUUCGGAGCAGUCUUGUGCAAUUUGUACGUUUCGUGUGAUGUCAUGUUCUGCACGGCAUCCAUCUUGAAUCUCUUCGCUAUUAGCAUCGACAGGUACGUGGCUAUUACGGAUCCAAUGGCGUACCACCAGAGACUGACUCGAGGUAAGGCGCUUCUGAUUAUAAACCUCAUGUGGGUUGUAUCUCUCUUCAUUUCAUUUUUGCCCCUACAUCUUGGUUGGAACACCGGGGAUGGCUCAGUACAAAACUAUGAGGAUCCCACCAAGUGUAGCCUGGAGUCUAAUAAGUGGUACAGUCUGAUAGAUGGUGUGGCCCUGUUCUUUCUUCCACUGGUUGUCAUGUGUAGCCUGUACCUGAGAAUAUUACUGAUAGCCAGGAGGCAAGCCAGGACCAUUAACUCGCAGACUUGUGCCCUGCAGCCGAUGAGGAGAAUUUCGAGACAAAACGGGCAUACGUCACGUGGAGAAUCCUCCGCAUCUUCAUCCACGCGAGGUCACACUUCACGCUUGGAUCUCUCCUCGCGUAGCCACGCCGUGGUAGACGAACACAAAGCCACCAAGAUGCUAGCCACCAUCAUGGGAUGCUUCGUCAUCUGCUGGGUACCCUACUUCAGCAUCUUCACAUUCAUGAGCUUCUUCGAAGGAACUGUCGUCCCCAAGACACUAGAGAUGGUUGUAUUGUGGCUAGGCUACGUCAACAGCAUGCUUAACCCACUCCUUUAUGCGGCUCUGAACAGUGAGUUCCGAAGGGCAUUCCGUAAACUUCUCAAAUGGACCCGACUCUCUCCCUUUCGAGCAGACGGCAACGUAACCCAGCUUGAGCUAUCGACAACCAGUACACCGAGGCAAGGUACGACUACCUCCACGGUCAGAAACGGCGCUCUUGUUCCGCCCAUGUAUGUUGAAGUCCACGCUCCCGAUAUAAUUGAGCAAGGCUCUGAAAAUGAGAGAGAUUAUUGAACUAGGUUGCAACACAUACUGCAAUUAAAAGUAAUAAUAAACGUACUUCUAUCAACCGCGUUCUCUACUUUUCUAGAGCCCUUUCUCCGUGUUUUUCACGAAGUGAAAAAGAGGUUUGAUGUUACAAAGAUUUCAGAAUUGAUCAAAGCAAUGAUUCCCUUAGGCCAAACUGCUGCAGUUGAUUUCGUGUUUAGAGGCAGUUUAAGACGUGUGGAAGGCUUUAUAACCAUUUUUUGAAAACCUACUAGAAGCCUUUUUGUUCGAAAGCGUCAUUCCCAUCUUUAAGUUAAGUGGGAAAAUAUUUGUGUUCAGGAGGGACACGUAGGGAAUCUUACUCAUCGUGAGGUUAAUAAAUUAAAUGUAGUUGCUUAUCUGAAAUAGAAAAGUUUCAGAGAUAUAUACCACGCCCGUGCCCCGCCUUUACACCACACCCAUAGUCUGGCAACCAAAUGCGUGUACUGUUACCGGUAUAAUUGCUAAACAUUCAGCAGCAGGUGCACUAUAUGUCUUGAACAUUAACUUUCGCAGAGCAUCGAACCAGAUGUAAAGCAGGUAUAGCUACGCUGAAUCUUUCUAAAUCUUGGUUACUGAUCGAUAAAGGGAAAAGGCUUAAGAAUUAUUAGAAUGUAGCCUAGGGCGGAUCCAGGGGUCCAACGUGGAGCAUGCUUCCCACAAAAAAGCAGCCAAUCCCUUUUAUUGAAAAAGAAAACAGUUUGGUCUAUUUCAUUUUUCCUUUCUUCAAAACGCGUACAGACAUCCAGUAGCCACAAUUAACAGUAUUCACAAGUUGGCCAUAUUGAAUUGAAGUGAGGUUAACCUUUGGGAACCUAAGAAUAAACACGAAAGCACUGAAAUAAAGGUUCAUUACAAAUUAACUGCAUUUAGAAUUAUGUAUAAUUUCAAAUUUGUAAUGUAUCAUAUCGAAAUGUUUUAAGCAACAUUUAAAAACAAGUAUGGCGUGGAACUCAAAAUAAUCUGCCACCGCCCAUCCGACAGGUUAUACAUUGAAUAACAUCGCUUUCAGGGAAGGCCAUCAAAUUCAUAUGGCUUCCUUGUACAGAUCUUUACCCUGUAUGUCAUUAGUUGGGGCUUUCUGAGGGUACACUGAGAUGGGCAGAUUUGUCGUUAUGCAUUUUCUUUAUGAGCCAUAAACGAUGAUACGGCAACGUCGUGAAAGAGAUUAAAAGAUGAACCGGGAGAAUUAGUUCAAAUUUACCUUCAAAGUACUUACUCAACGACAAACAAGAGUCUUAACAAUCCAAUGAACUUCCGUUUAAAUAACAUUAUAGCUCAAUACAAACCUAAAUAUGUCAUAUCUAUAGUAAAAAUAUUUAUUAUAUGCAUAGGAUGUAAAUAAUUUCAAAGUCCAGAUAUUACUUUUCUAUCAACGAGAAUGUUAAAUUCUUGGAAGUAUAAACUAAUCCGAUUACACGCCAUAACUGCGGUGGCACCGCACUCACACGCACAUUCUACAGCUUGACGCAUGCGUGCAUUUGGCAAAUCACG